This is a messenger RNA of Rodentolepis nana, 1944 nucleotides long. NCBI's taxonomy places the organism in Eukaryota, Metazoa, Platyhelminthes, Cestoda, Cyclophyllidea, Hymenolepididae. The record is from the annotation of a GenBank genome assembly.
AUGUGGCCUACAAUAAAGCCAGUAUCUCUCCUCCUCCUCCUGCUCACUCAGUUUAUUCUAGACGUAUUCUCCAUACCACAGCCUAUUACUUACUCUGCACAGCCACCUCUUUCCAUCUCCCUGUCUGUGGAAAAUGUAUCCAUAGGGGAAAGUGUUACAAUCCGUUGUCAUAUCAACCCAAGAUCAGAAGAAGGAGCCGUAUUGGCCCAAAGUAGCAUGAGUCUCUACUGUCCAGCAACUCCAAAGGAGAACUUCUGUUUUCAAAACUGUCGACCCCUAGAGGAAUGCAAUAGUAACAACGAAUGCAGAAUUGUGGCUGCAUUACAAGGAGUAACAUGCAGGUCGAUUACUCAAUCAAAUGGAGAGAUCGUAUUCGAAUACACUGUCGAACAUGUAACCCCAGAGUGGAUAGAUUGGAAACAUCCAGGUUUCUCCUGUGUUAGCGCAACAGUGCAGACAAAUUGGACACGAUUGAAAGAGAAAAUACGGCCUUCAGGGGAGAUGGGAACAAGCCCGAAAAGUAAGACCGAAUCAACAAGUACUUCAACUACGACGAACAUGUUGAUGACCACCGCAACUCAGCAACGAAGAGUAACUGAACCCUCCUCAUACCGUGAUGUAAAUGAAACAAAAUCUGUGAUUAUAUCUUCCCCAAACAAUGCAAACGAAGGGAAACAUUGGCUUACCUUUCUUCGAAAUUCCUCAGCAGGAGGAAUUUGGACACCGGAAAUGAUUAUAAUUAUAGCACUAGCUGCCCUCGCCUUAUCAAUGCUAAUCAACUGUUUCUGCUGUCUUCGAUGGGUUAUUCGACGCCAUCAUAGAAAUAAACGAAAACUGAAAGGUGGUGAUACUUUUGGCUGUCAUAGUGACUUUAAAGCACCAGGUAUUCCCCCCGCAAUGGCAUGGUACCCUGCCGAUCCAAGAAUGAUUCCCGCUGGUGCACCUCUAGCCUCCCAACAAAUGACACCAAUUUCCAUUUUCCGUCGGUCAAUGGCAAUCCCCGAUGAGUCUCUUAUCGAGAACCCCGUUCUAUGGAGUCCUUUUGAAGGUGAAAAUGCUCCACGCAGUCAUCCAGAAGGUAAGGCAGCUAACGGAAGUACACUUAGUAAUUCAGCAGGAAGGAAUUCGGACUCUGGCUUUUCUCUGCCACACGCUAUCUCUGGACCCCAACCCAUUCAACUUAUUCCCAAUUCUGGUGCGCACCCAAUUAACUUCGAACCCAUGGGUUGGUCGGGACCUGUUACACCAAGGUCUAAACACCUUACACACCGGUUAAGGCAUCAGUUUGUUCCCUCAUACUACGUUGGAUUGAAGCGGGCGACUUCGAGAGAAACAGUAUUUUCCGAAAGACCCAUGUCAGAGGUUGGAUUCGAGCCUGCGUCUCAUCAUCCUCAUCACUACGUACCCGUAGUACUAGGCCCUGGUGGUACUGUACGAGCAUCUCAACCACAAUUGGCUACUAUGAUGGGUUACGGGGGACCCCUUUGUAGUCCAGGUGUUGGGAGUUUAAUUGAAAAGCCAGGAGCUGGAGAUGGGGCAAGUGCAGGAGGAGGUAGUGGAUCACCUAAACCCGGUAUGACAGUACUUGUGCCAGCGACGGUGAUUGGACAUCAGUAUGAAGUGAUGCCACCACCUUCAAGUUCAACAGAAAGAUCAUCGGCUCCUCUUUUGAAAGCAGAUUUGACACUGAAAUCAAAAGCGAUGGCUAAUGAAGCGACGUUAGAAGAAUCUGGCAAUGAAGGAACGGGAAAAAGUGCUGCCGAAGUAAGAUUAUGGUUGCAAUCGAUGCCAUCAUCAGACAAAAAUCAUCAAUCUCGUCUCCCUACGAAGUUGGCAGACAGUCUGAAUACCGACUACGACGUAGCAAGCGAUUGGAGUGAACGAGAGCCUAUGUUGAUGCGAGACAAGCCCCCGAGUAGUAAUGAGACAGCAACCACAGACUAA